AUGAUUCCCAUCCAGGCCCGGAUACGGGAUAUGGCUGUCGCCAAAGCUACCACCGCAGCUCCUGUGGCGACAACCGACCCGGCACAGGUCAGCUUCAGCUGGAGCGGCAGCGAUUUCGAGUGUUCGCCUCUCUCCAACCCAUCCGCUCCUCCACCAACGCCAACCGACUCCCUCUAUGACAUCCACCCGCGCAAGUCAUCAUUCUCUAGCGAAUACGGAAUGGGCGCCGCAUGUGCUUUUCCCUCAUGGCCGAACCGUGCCUCCCUGUCCAACGCCAACCCAUGUGACACGUUUGUCAACAACGCGUUCCUUUCCGAUGAGGAUCUCCUGUGGAUGCCGGAGAAUCCCACGGAGCUUCCCAUCCUUGAGGAGCCCAAGGCCAAGCAGCCCAAGCACUUUCUCUCUUCUAUGAAGAUGGAGCAGCAGCUCGAGCUUAUCCGAGCCGCCGCCGAGGAGGAAGAUCGCGCUCGAUUCAUGGCCAAGGUCGAAGCCCAUGCCCGUGCCACGCAAGCCCUUCGUCAAGCAAAGGUCGACAGUCCCGCCGAGCGCUCUCCACCCAAGUCUAAGAAGCGCCGCCCAGUCCAAGGCAAACGCCGUGCUCACUCCUCUGGAGCCAAGGUUGUUAUGCCUUAG
This is a messenger RNA of Penicillium chermesinum, 633 nucleotides long. RefSeq lists its product as uncharacterized. NCBI's taxonomy places the organism in Eukaryota, Fungi, Ascomycota, Eurotiomycetes, Eurotiales, Aspergillaceae. The record is from RefSeq and is a predicted model, not a curated record. The transcript has a single exon. The coding region runs from base 1 to 633 and encodes 210 amino acids.